Molecule: messenger RNA, 249 nt
Organism: Cladophialophora immunda
Lineage: Eukaryota; Fungi; Ascomycota; Eurotiomycetes; Chaetothyriales; Herpotrichiellaceae
Exons: 1
Coding region: 1-249 (82 amino acids)
Source: RefSeq, a predicted model, not a curated record
AUGGUGAAUGCCUUCCUCUACGGGGCGUCCAGCACCGUCAUGGACUUCAUUUUGCUCGGCCGGAACUCUGGGGUACAGGCCGUUCUCAGGAGGGCCCCAGCCAAGAACAAAUUCGGAGAUGUUAUCGGGCGGCUCGACACCUCAGAAGAUUCAGUGACAGUCCUCGUGAGACAAAUGGACGGGAUCACAGAUGCAAAGAUGAUUCGGGAGGCGGAGGUCUUCCGGAUGACGCUGGUUGGUUGUGAGUGA